AUGGGUACUGCCAGUCCCUUCCACAAGAACAGCAGAGUUAUUAUCAACAGGGACCACGGGAAGGGAACCGAGGAACCACAAUACGUCCCUGCACUCAGCCCCCUCCAAAAGAACAGCAGAGUCAUUAUCAACUGGGACAAUGGGAGGACGCGAACCGAGGCACCGUUUGAUCUUGGCCGCGAGAAUGGCAGCGUCAGCGGUGGCCACGGAAGGCAAACCGAGGGACAGGAAUGGGAUCUCGACGCCGGGAACUUCAACUCUCCCCGCGUGGACAAGUCUCGGCCGUUCGUCCCUUUCAAUAGCCUGACAUACUCCACAGACUCCUCCUCUGAGUCCUCCCCUUUGUUCACGUGGGUCCCGGCAGCCAAUGACAACAUACGCUUGCAGAUUGCCAACAGUAAACUGGCGGGAGUGAAGUCUGAGGUCCUCAACAAGCCGGUUCCUGCACCACCAGCCGCUCCGACGAAGAUGCGACCCUCGACUCCUCCGGCCAAGACCUCACCGGCGGAGCUACGUAACAAAACUCGUCCUGGUGGGUCUUUGCAGCGUCUAAACAACACUGAACCUCCUCAACCAUCCACUACAGCCUCUCAACCACCCCAUACAGCCUCCACUCCCGUCCUGCCUCCCCCUAAGACCUCACAGGCAGAGCGAAGCAACAAAACAAAGGCCACGACUCUCAGCUCGCAUCAGACCAUUGACACGUACACGCAGACGACACUCCUGCCUGACUCAAACACGAACACAACACAGAACUCCAGCAGGGAAGGAGCAGAAGAGCCUCAACUCCUUACCCCGUUGCCCGAUCCUUCUUCUAACGUAAAGCCUUCUUCUCCCACCACCGCCAUUACCACGAACACAGCACCGCCUUUGGACACACGGACCUCCGUCAACUCUAGCAAGGAAGUGACAGAAGACCCUCAGCCUCUUACUCCGAUACCCGAGACUCCUAAUGUAAAGACUUCUUCGCCUCCUGAUGCGAGUUUGGUUUCAAGUAUUAGUGUGGAAAGGACUACCACAAGUCAACCUUCCACCUCCUCUAUGUCUUCCACCCCCUCCAAGCCUUCCACCCUCUCCAACCCUCCACCCAAGCCAGUCAAGCCUCAGCACCACCUAUCAACCCUCACCCGACGCAAUCAUCACCACUGUUAA
Eriocheir sinensis (Chinese mitten crab) is the source of this 1152-nucleotide messenger RNA. Its product is annotated as mucin-2-like. The transcript is spliced from 3 exons. The record is from RefSeq and is a predicted model, not a curated record. The coding region runs from base 1 to 1152 and encodes 383 amino acids. Lineage: Eukaryota; Metazoa; Arthropoda; Malacostraca; Decapoda; Varunidae.